Molecule: messenger RNA, 3503 nt
Organism: Lates calcarifer (barramundi perch)
Lineage: Eukaryota; Metazoa; Chordata; Actinopteri; Centropomidae
Product: matrix remodeling-associated protein 8
Exons: 12
Coding region: 208-1515 (435 amino acids)
Biological process (GO): establishment of glial blood-brain barrier; cell adhesion
Cellular component (GO): cell surface; membrane
Source: RefSeq, a predicted model, not a curated record
GUCGGGUUUCAUUUCCCGGGUGGGAUCAGCUCGUCUCGGUCCUGUUUUGGUUCCGUGUUGAUGUCCCUUCCUCAGACUCUGAAAUCUGAACAAAACAAGUCCCGCUGCUGUUGGUGGAUGGAUAAACAACACGUAUUUUCUUACUCUCAGGACCGUCUGCCGGGUGCUCAGCCUUGACAAGUCUCCGUUACUGUUAAAAUUAUCAACAUGAAGAGCGAGAGGGAGAACAUAAUUUUUCAAGCGUUCCUCUUGAUCCACAUCCCUGUGGCCUGCCUCUUCACUGCAGUGUUGGGUCAGUCUGACAGCAGUAGCAGUGUGGUGGUGGCUGGCUACAACGUGAGCGCCCCGGCUGGGUCGAGGGUGGUGCUGCAGUGUGUGAGCGGCCGCAUGGUGUGGACCAGGGACAGGGUGAGGGACAGACAGAGGGUGGUCCACUGGGACCUGUUCCGGGCCCACCCGGACUACGCCAUGGAGAGGGUGGUGGACAUGUUCUCUGCAGGAGACCAGAGGAUCUACAACUCCUACAACCUGGGCAGGGUGGGCAUCACCCCAACAGCCUUCAGGGAUGGAAACUUCUCCCUGGUCAUCAAAGAUGUGACGAUGAAUGACAGAGGUCUGUACUCGUGUAACCUCCACCAUCUCUAUUGCCACCUGUAUGAGACGAUCAGAGUGCAGCUCAACAUCACUAAAUCGCGUCGCAAAGAGCAGCGCUUCUGGGAUGGACAAAAGGCGGUCUACGUGGUGCUUCUUGGGAGCACCGUGGUGCUGCCGUGCAUCAACAGACGAAACGUGUGGACAGACUGGAGCAACGAGGAGGAGGACCAGCAGGUGGUCCACUGGGACCGUCAGUCCCCAGGAGUCCGCCAUGACCGAGCUGACCGGCUGGUGGACCUGUACGCCUCAGGGGAGCAGCGUAGCUAUGGACCGCUGUUCCUCCGGAGGAAGAUGAACAUCAGCAAUCAGGCCUUUUCAGAAGGAGACUUCUCACUCACCAUAUCUGAUCUGCAGUCCACAGAUGAGGGGAUGUAUUCCUGCCACCUCCACCAUCACUACUGUGGUCUACAUGAGAGAAGAGAGUUCCAGGUCACAGUGGAGCCACCAGUGAUUCAGACCACCCAGGCAGCCAAAGCACUGCCCAGUGAGGACAAAGACACCACUAAGGCUGAAUCACCACGAGUCAUCAACGUUAUUCUGCCCGACCAGAGGCACCACUUUCUCCUGCCGCUUGGCUACGUCCUCACAUCCUUCCUGCUCCUGGCGUUCAUCAUCCUCAUCAUUAUCCUCAUCACACGCAGGCGUAGAGUCAAAGAGUUUUAUCCUCAGUCAUCCAUGAGGUCCAGCAGAAGUCAGAGCAGCUCGGACGAGUUUGAGAUGGACGUGACUGAAGUCAACAUGAGUAAUGAGGAGGAGAGAAGAUUUGACUACAAGAACAACCUGCUGAAAGAGAAGGUCCACAUGAACACUCAGCCUAAAGUCAUUGAUCUUGACAAAGAGAUGCAGAAAUUUUCAAAGUGAAAAAAAAAUGUCAGAAAAAGUGAAACUGGAGUCACUGGCUGGUCCAGAGGCUGCACUCCAAACGAAACACACUGCCUUCUGUCCUGGCAGGAGAGAUGCCACGGAGAGAAACUCAGUGUUGCCAAAAUGCUUUGUUGUGAAAUGCAGAAAAAACUGUUAAAAAAAAAAAACACCUAAAAAAACAUGUUUUCAACUCAUGUUUUCAAAAUGCCAGUGUUAGAGACAUACAUACAAAAAAGAUUUUGUUUUCUUUUAUUGUACUUCAUUGUCAAACUAAAGACUGGGUCUGGGACCACUGUCCAUGGCAUCAUAGCACCACCCAGAGGGGAGUUUAAGCCAAGCUUUGACUGUUAAAAGGAGGAGGAAUGUUUAUGCUAGUUGAAUAAAGUUGACUCAGUUAUGACUGAAUGAAUAUGAAUUAUCAGUUAUUUCAGCUUAAACUAAAAAAAAACACUUACUGAUGUUUUACUUUAAACUUUGUUCUUCUCUUUUUACUCACAUAUUCCAUCUUGGCUUAACUGACUGGACCGAAGCACCACUGAAGUGUUAAUAUCAGUGAGUUCUGCUUCCUCUGACUUUGACUAACUGUAUACUAACUGACCGAUGAAGCAGUGUAUGUAAAAAUGUUUUGUGAUGCUCAGACUGUUUUGUUUUUUUUUAAUUAAAAAAAUGUUUGAUGCUGAUUUUUUAGCCAAAAUUGCUUAUCGCACUUAGACGGGAUACCUAGCAUCUUUAUAUUCAAAUGGGUUUUUAAAUAUCACACAGUAAAUGUAUUUACUUUUGGACUGAAUGUGGACAGGAGAAAUGUUUGGUAAUGGCCCUUUUUCGCAGCAGACAUUUUGACUUUCACACUCAGAAAAGCACAGAUUUUACUAAUAAUAUUAGCAAUGGCUCUGUUUUAUUCAGCUGUCCCUCUAAACCACAACAGUGUGACAGUGAGCCAGCAUGUACAAUAGGUAGCUGAAACUGAUGCAGCUAAAUGGAAUGCAGCCAUUAUUAUUAAUAUUACAAUUAUGAUUUUUUUUUUUUUUCAAAAAUUACAGAGCAGGAUCAACUUUUUCAUGUUGUGGAUGUGACUGAUGUGUUUGCAUUGCAAUCGUUGCAAUCAUUAAUGCUAUUUGAUACAUCUGUGUUUUAUAAGUCAGGAUGUUUGUCAAUUUAAGUUUUACCCCUCAUUUCCUCUACUGUUAAUGUACAACCUCCCAGCUGUAGAACCACUGCAUUAACUAUGCACGAUAAAAUAUUAACAAUACAGUGUCCGUUCAGGGAAAAUUGAAUGUUUUUACUACUUGCAGGACUGUGUGAACUUCAGUACAAACUACAACAAAAACACUUCACAACGUGUUGUCGCUUCUGCUUUUUUCAUUUAACUAAUCUGCAGUUUAUUGUCAUCUGGCUCGUUUAUACUACCUAUGUGGUACCGUGCUGCUACUACAGUAAUAUUUUAACAUAAAAUAAAAUAUCUUAAGGAUAUAUUGUCAUUAACACAGGAUCAGAGCAUUGUCAUAGUGAAGAAAGCAGCUUUAUGCAGCUGAGAUCAUGUGUGGUGUGAUCAGGGCUGUAGCCAGGAUUUCAAAACUGCUGAGGUCAUGCUAAGUCCUAAUACUAACACACAACCCCACACCUUAUUAACUUAAUUAAAGCCACAAGAAGUUAGUAAAUUUUUCUGAUUUUGUGUUUUUUUCCACAUUCUUUAUUCAUUUAACCAUUCAGCUAUCUUGUUUGUUUGUUUGUUAAUUUUAACACUCACUCCACAUGGUCGAUAGUAUGACUCAAACUUAAGUUAACUGCAUUUUUUGUUAACAUUGAUUUUGCAGAUUGUUUAAAUCCCCAAAUAAAUAAAUUAAUUAAAAAAUAACGUGACCUCAGUGUCCACAGCUACAGCCGUGGUCGUGGUGAGAAGCUUUACUGAUGCCUGCCUUUUUUGAAUGUUCUGUGUUGAGCCUGCACCUACUGAAAGCAUUGAUAUUAAAGCUGUACAACUUCAA